GGACAUUGGAGAAAUUCAUCUCUCCUUUUACGGCAAGGGCUCAGUACCCGAAAACAACUAUGGAGAGGAAAAUACUUCCCAUUUACUUGUUGUUGCUGCUUUCGGUUUUCUUGAUUCAGCAAGUUUCUUCUCAAGAUUUAUCAAGCUGUGCAGGGAGAUGUGGGGAAGGGUAUUCUAGAGAUGCCAUCUGCAACUGUGAUUAUAACUGUCAACACUACAUGGAGUGCUGCCCUGACUUCAAGAAAGUCUGCACUGUAGAGUUUUCCUGUAAAGGCCGCUGCUUCGAGUCCUUUACAAGAGGGAGGGCGUGUGACUGUGACUCAGAAUGUAAGAAGUACGGCAAGUGUUGCUUCGAUUAUGACAGUUUUUGUGAAAAAGUGCACAGUCCUGCAUCACCACCACCUUCAAAGUCUGCACCUCCACCUCCAGGAGCAUCUCAGACCAUCAAAUCAACAACCAAACCUUCACCCAAAUCAUCAAGCAAGAAGACUAAGAAAGUUAUAGAAUCAGAGGAAAUAACAGAAGUAAAAGACAACAAGAAGAAAAGAACCCCUAAAAAGAAACCUACCCCAGAACCACCAGUAAUAGAUGAAGCUGGAAAUGGACCAGACAAUGGUGAUUUCAAGCUCACCCCAACUCCUGACAUUCCCACCAUUCAACGUAAUAAAGUUACCACAACUCCCAAGAUUACAAUAGUAAAACCGAUACUAUCUAAACCCAGUAUUCCACCUAAUUCUGACACAACUAAAGAGACGCCUUUGACAGCCAAUAAGGAGACAAUAGAUGAAACUAAAGAGACUUCUACAACAAAUAAACAGACUUCAACUACUGCAAAAGAGAGGACUACUUCAGCUAAAGAGACACAAAAUGCAGAGAAAACAUCUACUAAAGAUUUUGCACCCACAUCUGAAGUUCCUGCUACAUCUGCACUCAAAGCUGAAACUAUAAGCAAAUCCCCUGCUCUCACCUCUCCCAAGGAGCCAGCUCCCACCACCAAGGAAUCUACACCCAUCAUCCCCAAAGAGCCAGCUCCCACCACCAAGGAAUCUACACCCAUCAUCCCCAAAGAGCCAGCUCCCACCACCAAGGAAUCUACAACCACCACCACCAAAGAGCCAGCGCCCACCACCCCCAAGGAGCAAGCUCCCACCACCAAGGAAUCUACAACCACCACCACCAAAGAGCCAGCGCCCACCACCCCCAAGGAGCAAGCUCCCACCACCAAGGAAUCUACAACCACCACCACCACAGAGCCAGCUCCCACCACCCCCAAAGAGCCAGCUCCCACCACCAAGGAAUCUACAACCACCACCACCAAAGAGCCAGCUCCCACCACCAAGGAAUCUACAACCACCACCACCAAAGAGCCAGCUCCCACCACCCCCAAGGAGCAAGCUCCCACCACCAAGGAAUCUACAACCACCACCACCAAAGAGCCAGCUCCCACCACCCCCAAGGAGCAAGCUCCCACCACCAAGGAAUCUACACCCACCACCACCACCACCACAGAGCCAGCUCCCACCAACCCCAAAGAGCCAGCUCCCACCACCAAGGAAUCUACAACCACCACCACCAAAGAGCCAGCUCCCACCACCAAGGAAUCUACAACCACCACCACCAAAGAGCCAGCUCCCACCACCAAGGAAUCUACAACCACCACCACCAAAGAGCCAGCUCCCACCACUCCCAAGGAGCAAGCUCCCACCACCAAGGAAUCUACACCCAUCACCACCAAAGAGCCAGCUCCAACCACCAAGGAAUCUACACCCACCACCACCAAAGAGCCAGCUCCCACCACCACCAAGGAGCAAGCUCCCACCACCAAGGAAUCUACACCCAUCACCACCAAAGAGCCAGCUCCAACCACCAAGGAAUCUACACCCACCACCACCAAAGAGCCAGCUCCCACGACCCCCAAGGAGCAAGCUCCCACCACCAAGGAAUCUACACCCACCACCACCAAGGAGCAAGCUCCCACCACCCCCAAAGAGCCAGCUCCCACCACCACCAAGGCGCCUGCUCCCACCGCCCCCAAGGAGCCAGCUUCUGCCACCCCCAAGGAACCUACUCCAAGUUCUCCUAAUACACCUGCUCCAACCACCUCAGAGGCCUCUACUUCAACUACCACCAUGGAGCCUCCCACUACUCCCAAGGGCCCUGCUGAAUCAUCUCCUGAGUUUCCUGUAGAACCCACACCAAAGACUCUUGAAAAGAGUCCCGAGGAGCCUGCUGUACCUACAACCAAGGCUCCUAAAGUGACCAAACCUGAAAUGACUACAACAGCUAAAGACAAGGCCACAGAAAGAGACACAACUGAUACCAUGGCAUCAUCCAAAAUUACUCUUAAAGCAACAACUCUUGCACCCAAAGUAAUGACAGCAACAAAAAAGACAACUGAAGAGACUACAAGCAAACCUGAACCAACAGCAGCUAUACCAAAAGGUACAGCUACUAACUCUCAAGUGACAACUCCUAAACCCCAAAAGCCAACCAAAGCACCCAAAAAGCUCACUUGUACCAAAAAGCCAAAAACACCUAGAGUGAGAAAACCGAAGACUACACCAACUCCCCCAAAGAUGACAUCAGCAAACCCUACCUCUUUAGCAGAAGCCAAGCUCCAAACCACCACCAGCCCUAACCAAACUCCCAACACAGAAAUAAUUGAAGUAAGUCCAAAGAAUGAAGAUGCAGAUGCUACUGAAGGAGAAAAACCUCACAUGAUUCCUAGGCCCCCUGUGUUAACUCCUAUAGUUAUUCCAGGCACUGAUUUCAUAGGGAGAGGACCCAGUCAAGGCAUUGGCAUCAACCCCAUGUUUUCAGAUGAGACUAAUUUAUGCAACGGUAGGCCAGUAGAUGGACUGACUGCUUUGCGCAAUGGGACACUAGUUGCAUUUCGAGGUCAUUAUUUCUGGAUGCUAAAUGCAUUCAGUCCACCAUCUCCACCUCGUAGAAUUACUGAAGUUUGGGGCAUUCCCUCCCCCAUUGAUACUGUUUUUACUAGAUGCAACUGUGAAGGAAAAACUUUCUUCUUUAAGGAUUCUCAGUACUGGCGUUUCACCAACGAUAGAAAAGAUGCAGGGUAUCCCAAACUAAUUCCCAAAGGAUUUGGAGGACUAAAUGGAAAAAUAGUGGCAGCUCUCUCAAUAGCUAAAUACAAGAACAGACCUGAAUCUGUGUAUUUUUUCAAGAGAGGUGGCAGCAUUCAGCAGUAUACUUAUAAACAGGAACCCACCCAAAAGUGUACUAGAAGAAAGCUUGCGAUAAAUUAUUCAGUGUAUGGAGAAACGACACAGGUUAGGAGACGUCGAUUUGAACGUGCUAUAGAAACUUCUCAAACACACACCAUCAGAAUUCACUAUUCACCCAUCAGAGUCACUUAUCAAGACAAAGGUUUCCUCCAUAAUGAAGUUAAAGUGAGUACACUGUGGAGAGGACUUCCAAAUGUGGUUACUUCAGCUGUAUCACUGCCCAACAUCAGAAAACCUGAUGGCUACGAUUACUAUGCCUUUUCUAAAGAUCAAUACUAUAACAUCGAUGUGACAACUAGAACAGCAAGAGCCAUUACUACUCGUUCUGGACGGACCUUAUCUAAUGUCUGGUACAACUGUCCUUAGACUGAUGGGCAAAGGAAGAAUCGACUAAUUAAAAUGAAGAAAAGAAUGAUAAACUUUGACACUGAAAUACAUUUUAUUAAUAAAGAAUGUUGAUAUAAGCAUA
Messenger RNA from Balaenoptera acutorostrata (minke whale), 3717 nucleotides. It is a transcript of the gene PRG4, whose product is annotated as proteoglycan 4. The transcript is spliced from 12 exons. Gene Ontology annotation, molecular function: scavenger receptor activity; polysaccharide binding. Gene Ontology annotation, biological process: immune response. Lineage: Eukaryota; Metazoa; Chordata; Mammalia; Artiodactyla; Balaenopteridae. The coding region runs from base 60 to 3614 and encodes 1184 amino acids. The record is from RefSeq and is a predicted model, not a curated record.